UUUUUUUCUCCCCUGUUUAUUUGUUUGUUUCUUCGGUCCUGGGAAAAUCUUGGCAAUGCAGGUUGGUGGACAUGUCAUGUUUAAACAAAUCAAAAGAUGAAAAGUCAGUUCUUGCAAAACACAAGAAGAGUUGCUUAAGAGAACUGACCUGUUAUUGCAAAUGAUCUGAUCAUAGAUGUAAAGUUGUACAAGUGCUUCUGUGUUUCUACAGAUCAGGAGUUUGUAGCAGAUUGUGUCCUGCCCCAUUGAACUUGUACUCUGUUAGUAGAGUUAUGUGGUGUAAAACAAUUUCUGUUAGGAGGAUUUGUUGAGCAGAGUGCCCAGCUGCUCUGCACCUUGCAGCCUUGGCCUAAAUGUUUGUGAUGGAUAGAAUUUUGAUCUAGAAAACUUGAAAUGUUCAGGUUUGUUUGUGCACAUACUAUGCCCGGGAGUUUCUCAUGCCCUUUCUCACCAAAAUCCAUAGAUGCUGAAAUUCUGCUCAUGAUUGCCUUACCGACAUAAUAUUUCUGUUUGCUCUCUCCCUGCAGGUACCUGAAGAAAAAGUUAUUAGUCUUUUCAGAAGAGGCUUCAAAUAGUUUACCUGUCUGAUUCUCAUUUAAGCCAUUGUAAGCAGUUAAUUCCUGGGUCAAGAACACGAGGGUGCAUCUAGAUCAUCAGACACUUUCACAAUGAUUUUACUGUGUAAAGAGAAAAAGCAAUGGGACGAGUCCAUGUUCUCCUACACAGCCUGAGGAGGACACUGAAGUUAACUACAGGAUAACAUUUGCAUAUAUAAGGAACUGUACAAAAAAAGUUCUCAACUCUUUGUGUGCUCAGCCUCCAAAACAAGAGACAGCAGCAGGAUGUCUGGGGUAGAAGAUGCUUUCCGUAAAUUCGCAGUAUACGGUGACACAGCUGCCAGUGGCAAUGAGAUGACCGGGAAAAACUUUUCCAAGAUGUGCAAAGAAUGUGGGGUGAUGGAUGGAAAAGCCGUGACCAGCACUGAUGUCGACAUAGUAUUCAACAAAGUCAAGACCAAGGGUGCCCGCACCAUCACAUUUGCUGAGUUCCAGCAGGCCAUGAAGGAACUCUGUGGUAAGCGCUUCAAGGGCAAAACACCAGAGGAAGCACUGCAGGCUGUGUAUGGCCUCAUCGAGGGGAAGGAGCCGGGCAGUGCAGGCACCACGAAAGCCACCAAGGUUGGUGGGGUUGAGAGGCUGACGGACACUAGCAAAUACACCGGCAGUCACAAGGAGCGCUUUGAUGAGAGCGGCAAAGGGAAGGGUCUUGUUGGCCGCGAGGACCUGAGCGACAACAGCGGCUAUGUUGGUGGCUACAAGGGAGCAGGCACUUACGACAAGACACAUUAGGCAUGAAACUGCUUAGGAAAGCAAGGACUUUCUUCCCCUAUUACUUGGGAGGAGAGGCAAAUAAAUAUCUCAUGCAACUGGCCUUCUGUGUCUGUGCACACCAAAUCUGACAGGGUGGGAAUGCAUGGGGCGGGCACUGGAUGAUG
Molecule: messenger RNA, 1495 nt
Organism: Cygnus atratus (black swan)
Lineage: Eukaryota; Metazoa; Chordata; Aves; Anseriformes; Anatidae
Product: tubulin polymerization-promoting protein family member 2-like
Exons: 6
Coding region: 843-1349 (168 amino acids)
Biological process (GO): microtubule polymerization; positive regulation of protein polymerization; microtubule bundle formation
Cellular component (GO): microtubule
Molecular function (GO): calcium ion binding; tubulin binding
Source: RefSeq, a predicted model, not a curated record